CCAUAAAUAUGCUUUGUCAGGCCUGUUGUCCGUUAAAUUGACUGGCACUAAAAUGGGAGGGUUUUUCCAAAUGGUGUUGAUCCUACGCUUGUAUGGUUGGCACAGGCUGUCUGUAAAUUUGCAGAUAGUAGAAAUGCGGAUAGGAGGAGGCCCGACCUUUAAUGCUGUUAUAGAGAUUAUAAACAGUUUAUGAAUCGGUUAUAAAUCAUAAAUAGGGCAGAUGGGGUUUCUAAAUGCCUUUUUGAAAUAGACUUGUACAGCCAAGGCGUGCCCUAGGUGCAUAAGACCGAUACUAUUGGGCGGUGUUUUUUAAAGCUGCUUUGUGAUUGGUCAGAAAGGUCGGGACAGCCUGUCCGUAACGCUGAUUGGCAGUGAGAGGGGCGGGCUUUGCGGGCGCAGUCUGCCAGGCGCGGCUCGCUGCACCGGAGCGCUGGCGUCCCGCACUUGGUUCGGUCUUCCUUUGUGUGCGGAGCAGCUGCAGAAUCUGGUUCACAUUUGAACGCGGAGGGGGUUUGGAAGGGACCAUUUUCAUGGCCCGUCUGUUUCACAGAGCACAGCGCCUACAGAGGUUCCCAGGAUGGUUCUAGUGCAUGUCGGAUAUCUGGUUCUUCCCGUGUUUGGCUCGGUGAGAAAUAGAGGGGCUCAUUUCAACAGGCAACAUCAACAUGGUCAUGCUACCUCCUGCCGGCACUUCCACCUUAAUGCCCCAGCCCAGAUGUCCACAGAUUUCCCCCUGGCCCAUACAGGCCAGCCUCAGCCGGGCCUGACGCCCACACACCAGCCCCCCGCACAGCUCCAGCCUCCCGUCGCCCUGGCCGGCCCCCAGUUCCAGGACCUCUCGGGGCCUCACUUCCUACCUCAGGCCUUGCACCAGCAGUACCUCAUUCAGCAGCAGCUCCUGGAAGCUCAGCACCGGCGGAUUCUUCCACACCCCAGACGCACGCAGGAGCGAGUCCCCCUUCAGCCCCACUGGCUGCGAUCCGGGUACGACUACAGCACCUCCCUUCAUAUACCCCAGCCAGUGCUGCAGCAGCCCCGCUAUCUGGCCGAAGGCACAGACUGGGACCUGAGUGUGGACACAGGCCUUUCGCAUCCACAGUACCACCUGCGGCAGCUUCCUCAGCACUAUCAGCAUUACUUGGCAUCUCCCAGAAUGCACCACUUUCCCAGAAACCCCUCCUCAGCACAAGUGGUGGUCCAUGAGAUCAGACAUUACCCGUACCCCCAGCUGCACCUCCUGGCGCUGCAGGGCCUGAACUCCUCACGACAUGGCCCCGCUGUCCGGGAAAGCUAUGAGGAGCUCCUGCAGCUGGAAGACAGGCUUGGGAGUAUGAAUCGCGGAGCAGCACAGAGCACCAUAGAGAGAUUCACCAUCCCUCACAAGUACAAGAAGAGAAGACUCCAGGAACUGAAAAUAGACAUGGAGGAGGAAGACCUGGACAUAGAUGAAAAAUGCACCAUCUGUCUGUCAAUGCUAGAGGAUGGAGAAGAUGUCAGGAGGUUACCUUGCAUGCACCUCUUCCACCAAGCCUGUGUGGACCAAUGGCUGGCCACAAGCAGGAAGUGCCCCAUCUGCCGGGUAGACAUCGAGACCCAGCUGAUGCCUGAUAGCUGAGGCCCGUGUCAGCCUGGACGCGGGCCCACCGGACCCUCCCCGUCCCUCGGACGCUUUGCCAAACGCCUCCAGUCCUCACCACUUCUGACCCUGCCUUCUGAGCCAAUCAAAUAAUAGAAGCUGAAAUAAAAUUAAAAAAAAAAAGCACACAUCAUAGCAAGCGCGAAGAAACACUUGGAAAGGUGGAUGGUUGUCAGGUACCAAGGGUGUUGGUGAGAUGGUUGAGGGGUGGAGCCCAGACAGUUCAAGCAGAAGUAGGUUGAUAUGCUUCACACAGCUAUUUCAUGAUAAAGGUACUAUACAUGGAAUCCAAAGCAUGCAGUCCCAAGUCUGUGUAGGAUGCAAUCAUGCACCUCACAGAUUUCCUGAGCUUCUCCUAGAGAAGAUAAACGAAAAAGCUGGUUGCCUGCAUUGAUUGACUAGUCUUAGUGGUUUUGACAUCGUUGUUUUGUUGCUUCGGGUGAAUAUAUGAUGCCUCUGGAUUUCAUGAUUGCUUCUUCUAGUGGAAUCGCGACAGCUUAUGCCUUUGUGUGUUUUGAACCGUCUUGGACAAAAAUAUAUGUAUUUAUGGUGGAGUGAUAACAACAGGACAGGGGUGUGAGAGUGAGGACAUGGUAGGGGGUUUGUACUGGAACUCGAGGCAUGAUGAGGGGGAGAAGAGGGUGGGUGAAAUGGCCUGUAGUGUGCAGCUAAAAGCCAAGAUGAGCUCUUCAUCCUCAGAUAGAUGAGGGGAGCUUUCCGCUUUUAUUCGGUUGAUGGGGUACCUGUGGAAAGACCGGUGGCAACAGAAGGGCUAGCCAUGACUCAGGUCAAUGGCACCUAUCUCGUGCAGGAAUGCAGGGAUGCAGGAAUGCAGGGAUGCAGAUUACCCUGGGUUGUUCUGUGAGCUGGGACACUCAGCGUGGUUUUUUUCUGUGAACCGGUAAGAUGAGAAGAAUAUCGCUUCCGUCACCCAUAGUGAUCAGUGGCCUGUCUCCAUCCCAUCGCCGCAGAGUCCGCAAGCAGAGACGUGUCGUAAAGUCAAACUCCUUCUUUUUAAAUGCAUGUGGUACGUUCGUGAAGAGCUCCCAUUGUUCGCCUCGUUCUAUCUGUUUCAAAAUAAAAACAACUACUUUAGAAAAGGAGACAGCCUAGUGUUGGGCAUAUUAUGGGGUGCCCAGUUGCCCCAGAUGUUGCCCUGCCGUCUUGGUAGAGAGCCACGUGACUCGGUGAUGAAAACAACAUCUUAGAUCAGUGCAUGAAGAGUAUGAGUGCACUUGAAGUGAGGAGAAAAAGCCAUCAGUGAUUUUUUUUUUUGGUGUGUUGACAAGCCAGUGUGUCUCGUGUUGGUAUGUCUGAGGUUUCGGUCUAUUUUUGCUCUUUUUCUGCCUUUUCUUUCCCCGUCCAUCUGAUGUGUCGAGCGGACCAUAAACGUAAAUAUGACCGGCAGUGGACCCACACUCGCAAAAGGUAGCUGUUUGUUUUGAUGGACUAACAAAAUUUCACCAUAAGACAAAUCUAACAUUACGCCAUCUUUCUGCUUUUUUGGAGAAGUAAGCAUGCGGGUCAUAUUUACAUUUCUGGCUGACGACCCAUCACUGCACUGGACAAUGUGUGUGUGUGCAUAUGUGUGUGUAUCUCGCUUAUUUUGCUGUCAGGAAAAUCGGACAUGGAACCAGUGAAGCAGCACCGCGUCCCUCUUUUAACCGAUAUCUGUAACAGCCGCUAAGCUGCUAUUUUAUUUGUUAUUAUUUUUCAUGUAAGUUAUUAGUAAAUGCACUAUGCGCAUGUAACUUAAUUGCCUCAAUUAGUAGUGAGCCAAAGGUGAUUUCCUUAAGCCUGCUUGUGAGACGGUUACCUGCAGGCCCGUCGCUGUUCACAAUCAGCACUCUCUGGCUAGAUAAUGUCUCUUCAUAUUUCAAUCCGCACAAAAACAAUAAGACACAUUAAAAAUAGAUUCUCUACGCCAGAUAUCUUGGGGCCCCUACUGGCAAAAGAAAGAAAAAAAGCUAACUUUUUAUUUAAAAAGCCUAAGAGAAUUUGGAAAAUAGGGACCGAGAGGGAAAAUGGCUGCCGCCCUUUACAGCGUUCCAGCUCCCAGCAUGCUUGUAGACUGAGCGGUCUAACGAUGCACCUGCAAUCUGUAUGGUGACAACAUAAUGAGCCAGAAGCAGAGAACGGCCUCGCGAGAACUGCAUGGCCGUGUGGCACAAGGCAGUACAGGCAAAUACUGGUUUUAUUUCCUUUCAUUAGUGUUUGGCUUUUAGGCUUUCCUAUGCUGCCUCCAUGGGCUGCUGUGCAGUGGCUAACAUGCAGCUUUCUUCUAUCCGCCGCCAUGUGUGCUGAGCUCUGGAGUGGUGAGCAGGUUUCAUCAUGAAAUGAACCAAAAAAGAAUCCAAAGACAACCACUGGUGAGCCAUUCUGGGGUAGCGCCAUGUGACUGGGAGCUCUUUCGUCUCACAGAACAGGCCUAGUUCUCUGCUUCGCAUUUCAUUAUCAGCCUGAGGCUAAACGGCCAGUGACAUUUCAGUGACGUCACUGUCCAGGCUUUAGCAGAAGUGCAAUAUCCCGAAAAGGCUUUUCCUUAAAUUACUUUGCAUGUGCUGAGUGGAUGCCUCCGUGAAGGGAAACCGCACGCUCUUUGUGACUCACUUUUCAGUGCCCAGUAUUCGGAUGUUAAUGCCAGACUGAAAUCUCCAGCAUACUGGUUUUUAAGUCCAGUUAUUUAUCCACAACACCAGAGUCCAGUCCCAUUGUGGAAUGAGGGUUCUAAUGAAAGGUACUCGGUCCAUGUUUCCUUCUCUGUUGGAGUAUUUGAUAGUUUACAUAGGCUGUUGUGAGUUAACUUGCCUUAAGUGUUUAACAAUCAUAAUUUAUUCCUAACUGUAGAUAUUGUAGGUACGCAUUCAACUCUACUGGCAGUUUCAAUGAAAUUCUUUAUAUAUAAACAAGACAAGCAAAUGAAAAUCACCUUAUUUUUGCAAUGCUUAAUGGGAAUGCUUUGCAUGCAUUUAUAGUUUUUCUGAGGAAAAAAAAAAAACAAAAAUGUCUGAAAAUGUUUUAAUUUACCUGAUCAGGGUGUGUUGAACAUGGUAUCGUGGUGCUGUUAAUCUUACAUUCCGUUAAACGCAAUUUUUUCAAUCCUUUAUGCUGUAACCUAGUGGGCAAACUGCAAUAGGGUGAGAUGGGUUUAGCUGCGCUGCAUCACUUCCUGUUUUGCACUCUUAGCAAAGCAUGGCAGCCCUCCCGCUGGCAUAUUCACAAUGUUAUUUCAGUAUCGUGUUAGUCUGCGGUUUAUCAUGCACUUCUCUGAUUUUUCACCACUAAGGAAUUUUAGACUCUCACUACCUAGUUUUGUAUUGCUUUUGGUGUAGAUUUGGAGUCACUGAGACACUCAGCUACAAAACUGAAACACUACACACCUAGAAAAACAGCGGAUAGCUUAUCCCACGGCCUACAGGGUCCUCACUGCCGAACUGGGCUGGCUGUAAGUGCCUCAUCGCAAAACGGAAAAACGACGUGAAUCUCCAGUCUGUUUUAACUAAUCUGGGCAGGCUUCCCUCUAACGGCUUGCAUAAUCUGAAAUGGUCUUAAAAGAGGUCAUUAAUUCAAUAUUUGUGCAAUAGUACUUUUAGUAUUUUAGAUAUAAUGUUUUAUUGUCAAAAGAAAAUCCUGACUCUGUCAGCUCACUGAGUUCAGUCUCUUUAUCACUGGGCAAUCGAAUCUCCUUCAGCAUUUGUCAGCUAAUUUUUAAAUGGAUCAGUAUUUCGGGCUGUAUGUCUUGCUUGGAUGUUUACAAAUUAUGUGAAACAACAUAUUUUAAUCUUUAAACUGCCUCUCACUCCUCUCAGGCUGAUGGAACAACAUAAUCCAGCAAGUGAUGGAGUUCAGUUGGUCCAGGAAAACAUUUUAAAAAAUGAAAAGAAAAAAAAAAAAAUCUUUAAUGAUUGACGGAGGGAACUUUUAUUGAGCUCAAUGACAUGUUGUCACUGAAGUUAGUUACUGUCAUGCGUGUGUAUUAAUGAAGCAAAGCUGGCCUUUGGAGAACUCAGCUAGUAUCUUCAGACACAUCGGUGAGUGAGGGGACUCUCUAGGUCAGUCAGACAGGAAGCAGAACUCUAGUACCGGAAACUACCUUACGCUAUUAGCAAAAUGUCACCGGCAAGUCCCUGAUAUUGAAUAAUGAUGUGAAAUGAAGUUCUUAGCGUGACACAUUGAUAACCACUGUGCUUCAGUGUUAGCCUGUAAAUCUUUCAUUUUCCCUGAUUGGACUCCGUCCAUCGAUCCAUAACUGCGUCUGUCGCUUCGCUGUAGUAUUAUCCUUUUCCGAAAGGUUCCAAACGAACAGCGUUAUCUUAAAGCACAAGCUACUUAAAUGCAUGUCUCUCUCAGGUUCUAAUAUGUGCGUGAAAAUAAAAUGUGUGUAUAUAAUAUAUAGAUAUGUUUUAAAAAAAAUAUAGCUGAUUAUUUGCUGCUGAAACUGAAAUUGACGACGUCCAUCGAUGUGCCAGUGAAAAGGGAUGUGGUCUCCUCGUCUUUCCUUUGUACACGACUCUGCUGUUGGCUGUGACUGCUUAAUGUUUUAUUAUAUAGAACGUUUUAUAGAACAAUGUAGAAACAUGUAUCAUUAAUGUAAAGGCUAAAGCUCGCAGAGGAUGAAGCUGAUGGCGACUACAAAGAACAGCUAGACAAGUCAUGUGUAAAAUCUUAGAAUUUUGUACUGUAUUUAGUACUUCUAUUACUAACAAUUUCAAAAAUUGCGUUGCUAAAUCCAAACUGUUCUUUUUUAAUUUCAAGGCUUAUACAUGAUCCUUUUUCUAUGUGUUUUUUUCAAAUAAAUUGUCUAAAAUAAUUGCAAAAAAAAGGUUUGUUGGGUUAAAUUCCUGUUGGUCUUGACGUGUUUAAUGCUUGGGUUGUAUUCACCAUUACAGUCACUGUGGACCAGCUUGAGAGGGGGUCCGUACUUUACUAAUUACAUUUUCUGCAUCGUCAUGUUUUACUUUCCUACAUUCUUGCUUUUUUUUGUAUGAACACUGAAAGACAGGAUCCUAUACUUUCCAGUGAGUUUUGCAGAUAAUUAAAUUAUUGAUAGAGUGAAAUGCUGUAUGGGAACAUUAAAAUG
This is a messenger RNA of Brienomyrus brachyistius, 6716 nucleotides long. It is a transcript of the gene ark2cb, whose product is annotated as ring finger protein 165b. Gene Ontology annotation, molecular function: zinc ion binding; ubiquitin protein ligase activity. The transcript is spliced from 8 exons. Lineage: Eukaryota; Metazoa; Chordata; Actinopteri; Osteoglossiformes; Mormyridae. The coding region runs from base 578 to 1615 and encodes 345 amino acids. The record is from RefSeq and is a predicted model, not a curated record.